Molecule: messenger RNA, 480 nt
Organism: Caenorhabditis sp. 36 PRJEB53466
Lineage: Eukaryota; Metazoa; Nematoda; Chromadorea; Rhabditida; Rhabditidae
Source: the annotation of a GenBank genome assembly
AUGAAACUGCCGCUUCUCCUGAUAUUGUCCGUCUUCGGAUCCACGUCGUCGCAGCUGAUUUCGCAACAAGAACUGCUCGGAGUCAACCAGAAUCAGGCACCGUUUCAGUAUGUCUGCGGCUCCGAUCCCUAUCGAUUUUACUCGGAAUUUCGUGAGUUUUCUUGAUGGGAUCUAGAAAAUUCACAGGAAAACGUUCAGCGUGUAACAUGUACCCAGUGUGUAUAAACGGAGGAUUCAAGAUAAACGUGGGCUGCUCGGCCGACUAUCAGUGCACUCCGUACAGUCAGAACGCCGUGUGCGUCAGUGAGUUCGAACAUUUCCAUCAUUUUCAGACAAGAAUGUUCAGAUAGCUGCUGCUGCACGGUGCCCAGGAUCAUUGGUCCCGACACGACCACCAGACGAUUCUUCGAUGCUUCCGCCACUUUCAAAUCGCAUUUCCUCGUUUUCUCAACUGUUUUCAUUGUGGUUUUACUGUUUUGA